Messenger RNA from Leptosomus discolor (cuckoo roller), 2676 nucleotides. The record is from RefSeq and is a predicted model, not a curated record. NCBI's taxonomy places the organism in Eukaryota, Metazoa, Chordata, Aves, Leptosomiformes, Leptosomidae.
UAACAGAUUAUGGAAGAAACAAAUACACAGAUUGCUUGGCCAUCAAAGUUGAAGAUUGGAGCAAAAUCAAAAAAAGAUCCUCAUAUUAAAGUGUCUGGAAAAAAGGAAAAUGUUAAAGAAGCGAAAGAGAAAAUCAUGUCUGUCUUGGACACAAAAAGCAAUCGAGUAACAUUGAAGAUGGAUGUUUCACAUACAGAACAUUCUCAUGUGAUAGGUAAAGGUGGCAAUAACAUUAAAAAGGUGAUGGAGGAAACAGGGUGCCAUAUCCAUUUUCCAGACUCGAAUAGGAAUAAUCAAGCAGAGAAAAGCAACCAAGUGUCUAUUGCAGGACAGCCAGCUGGAGUGGAGUCUGCAAGAGUUAGAAUUCGGGAGCUGCUUCCAUUAGUACUCAUGUUUGAAUUGCCUAUUGCUGGAAUUCUCCAACCAAUCCCAGAUCCUAAUUCUCCUACAAUUCAGCAUAUAUGUCAGACGUAUAAUAUUUCAGUUUCCUUUAAACAACGCUCUCGAAUGUAUGGUGCUACAGUCAUUGUCAGAGGGUCACAAAAUAACACUGGUGCUGUGAAGGAAGGAACAGCCAUGCUUUUGGAACAUCUAGCUGGGACCCUGGCCUCUGCAAUCCCUGUGAGCACACAACUAGACAUUGCAGCGCAGCAUCAUCUCUUUAUGAUGGGUCGAAAUGGCAGUAAUAUCAAACAUAUCAUGCAGAGGACUGGUGCUCAGAUCCACUUCCCUGACCCUAGUAACCCACAAAAGAAAUCUACUGUCUACCUCCAGGGCACAAUUGAGUCUGUCUGUCUUGCCAGGCAAUAUCUCAUGGGUUGCCUUCCUCUUGUGCUCAUGUUUGAUAUGAAGGAAGAAAUUGAAGCAGAGCCACAGUUUAUAACACAGCUAAUGGAGCAGUUAGAUGUCUUCAUAAGCAUUAAGCCAAAGCCAAAGCAACCAAGCAAGCGAAAUGCCUUAAAUAUGUAUGAGGCACGGAAAUGUCUCUUGGGACUUGAAAGUAGUGGAGUCACCAUAGCAUCAAAUCCCUCUACUGUCUCGUGCCCUGUUGGUCUGUCUUGUCCUGGUUUUGAUAUCUUGUCCUCAGCAGGACUAGGACUCACUGGGCUUGGCCUUUUAGGUCCAACAGCCCUGUCAGUCAACACCUCAACUGCUCCAAACUCUCUGUUGAAUGCCCUUAAUAGCUCUGUGAGUCCCUUGCAGAGUCCAAGUUCAGGCACACCUAGUCCCACGUUAUGGGCAACAUCUCUUGCUAACACAAAUGCCACAGGUUUUUCAGCUAUUCCACACCUAAUGAUACCAUCUACCGCCCAAGCAACCUUAACUAGUAUUCUGUUAUCUGGAGUGCCUAAUUAUAGUCAAAACACUCCAUCUCCACCACCAGGCUUGACUCCUGUUGAAGUCCAUGUCAAUGGCAUGCAAUCAGAGAAUAAAAAAGGCUCACCUUCUUUAAAUGGUCAUGUAAAGACCUCAAAUAUCAAGUAUGUGGCACUAUCUGCCGCAUCGCUAGGAGAAAAUGUGUUGAGCACAAACCACAGUGAUCCAGUAAGACAAACAAGUACUCAUGGUGCCUCAGAACAAGUAGCUGCCAAGUCAAAUAGUGUGGAAGGUUGCAAUGAUGCUUUUGUAGAAGUGGGCAUGCCUAGAAGUCCGUCCCAUUCAGCAAACACCAGUGAUCUGAAGCAGAUGAUGAGCUCUUCCAAGCAGGCCUGUGCUAAGAGACAAACGGUUGAAUUGCUGCACGGCACCAAAAACUCCCACUUACAUACCACAGAGAGACUGCUCUCAGAUGCAGAGUUAAGUGCUAGUGAAAGUCCUGUGGCUGAUAAAAAGGCUCCUGGAAGUGAACGGGCAGCAGAGCGAGCAGCAGCUGCCCAGCAGAACUCUGAAAGAGCACGUCUAGCUCCACAGCCUUCAUAUGUAAAUAUGCAGGCAUUUGACUAUGAACAGAAGAAGCUACUAGCAACCAAAGCUAUGUUAAAGAAGCCAGUUGUAACGGAAGUGAGAACUCCAACAAAUACAUGGAGUGGUUUGGGGUUCUCUAAGUCUAUGCCUGCGGAAACUAUUAAGGAACUAAGAAGAGCAAAUCAUGUGUCGUACAAGCCAUCUAUGACAACUACAUACGAGGGUUCAUCGAUGUCUCUCUCACGGUCCAACAGUCGGGAGCACCUAGGAAGUGGCAGUGAAUCUGAUAACUGGAGAGACCAUAAUGGGCUUGGACCUACAGCUCAUAAUGAAUUUGUCUCCUCAAUUGGCAGUCCAAAACGGAAACAAAAUAAAUCAGCUGAACACUAUCUCAGUAGCAGUAAUUACAUGGACUGCAUUUCCUCGCUGACAGGAAGCAAUGGAUGUAACCUGAACAGUUUGUUUAAGGGAUCUGAUCUGCCUGAGCUGUUCAGCAAGCUUGGUUUGGGCAAAUACAUAGACAUAUUCCAACAGCAAGAGAUUGAUCUGCAGACAUUCCUUACUCUUACUGAUCAAGAUUUGAAAGAGUUAGGAAUUACCACUUUUGGUGCCAGAAGAAAAAUGCUCCUUGCCAUCUCAGAAUUGAAUAAAAACCGAAGAAAGCUCUUUGACCCGUCAAACAUACGUUCAUCAUUCCUGGAAGGUGGAGCUAGUGGAAGACUGCCGCGUCAGUAUCAUUCGGACAUUGCUAGUGUCAGCGGUCGCUGGUAG